AUGGCGCAGCGGCUGGAGCACGAGUUGGCGACGGCUGCACGACGGCAGCGGGAGAGACGGCACUAUGUUGAUGAAUGCUUGAAUGAGAGUUUACAUAAUUGCAACAAGCAUGCAUUCUGCACCAAUACAAUCGGCAAUUACACAUGCACUUGCCCCAAAAAUUACUAUGGUGAUGGAAUCGGCGAUGAAGGUUGCAAUGAGAAGCCACCCAAGGAUACCAAGAUUACUUAUGUCUUGAUUGGAGUUGCCUCUGGGAUAAUUUGUUUGCUACUUGGCAUCAUCCUCCUCUACUUGGAACUCAAAAGAAGAUCACAUAAUAAGAUGAAGCAGAAAUUCUUUCACCAAAACGGCGGCCAUAUGUUGCAAGAGAAACUCGCUACGAGAGAAGCCUCACUGGAGAUGGUCACCAUUUUCAGCUCAUCUGAGCUACAAAAGGCGACAGACAACUUCCAUGACACCAUGAUCAUUGGCCGAGGCGGCUUUGGCACCGUGUACAAAGGCGUGCUAGCGAACAGAGUAACAGUUGCGAUCAAAAGGUCUAUAAGAGUUGAUCCCGCACAAGUCGAGCAGUUCAUCAACGAGGUAGUUGUUCUGUCUCAGAUCAACCACAGGAAUGUAGUUAGGCUUAUUGGUUGUUGCCUAGAGACCGAUGUUCCCCUUCUAGUUUAUGAGUUCAUCAACAAUGGGACCCUUUCGUCACACUUGCACAAUGAGGCUAAGGUGCGUGUUCUUGAUUGGAACAUGCGUCUUAAGAUCGCAACAGAAACUGCAGGGGUCCUCUCGUAUCUUCACUCUUCCGCUUCUACUCAGAUCAUACAUAGGGAUGUCAAGCCGGACAACAUCCUUCUAGACCAUACUUUGACAGCAAAGGUGUCAGAUUUUGGAGCUUCAAGGUUGGUUCCCGUUGAUCUUGAUCCUGAGUACAUGCAAACGAACCAGUUGACAGAGAAGAGUGAUGUUUAUAGCUUUGGAGUUGUGCUAUUGGAGCUAGUUACCGGGCGGAGAGCAUUGAGUUUUGAUAGGCCGAUAGAGGAGAAGAGUUUAUCCAACUAUUUCCUUUAUGCGCUUAAGCACGAUUUUCUGUUUAAAAUUAUAGAUGAAAAAAUUGUGAGUUCGGAAAAUAUGGAGCAAAUAUCAGCGGUUUGUAAGCUAGCAAAAGAGUGCUUGAACGUAAAGGGAGAAGAUAGGCCUAGUAUGAAGGAGGUAGCAAUGGAGCUGGAAGGGAUGAUACGGAGAGAGAAGCACUCGUGGGCCACAAAUGUAGACGAUCAAGAAGAGAUGAAGUCUUUGAUUCCGAAUGAUCAUGUUGGAACGAGUAGUGUGGGAUAUGAUAGUAUCAACUGGGAUCAUAUUGUUUUGCCAAUCAGUGGAGGAAGAUAA
Molecule: messenger RNA, 1380 nt
Organism: Salvia splendens (bonfire salvia)
Lineage: Eukaryota; Viridiplantae; Streptophyta; Magnoliopsida; Lamiales; Lamiaceae
Product: wall-associated receptor kinase 2
Exons: 3
Coding region: 1-1380 (459 amino acids)
Biological process (GO): protein phosphorylation; cell surface receptor signaling pathway
Cellular component (GO): plasma membrane
Molecular function (GO): protein serine/threonine kinase activity; ATP binding; calcium ion binding
Source: RefSeq, a predicted model, not a curated record